GGGCUUCCCCUGUAUGGAACCUGGAGAAAAUUAUGCCCCAAACCAUAACCAUACACUCCUCUUAUUACAUCUUCUUUGUUAUAUAUUGUUGCGUUUGUAUUAUUCUCAGUUUGUCUUCUCUAUUUGGACUUUCCAAGAACAAAUAGGGUUUUGAUUCUUGUUCUUGCUUCCUUUUUCCGGCUGCAUUCCCUUCUUGUUAUGUGUAUGUGCUCAUCUGUGAUGUAACCUUCUUGUUUUCCUUGAACAGACUGGAGGUAAUAUUUUAAUUUUUGGAUCUUUAUCUGGGUGCCUAUAGCUGAAACUUCGCUCAGAAGUGAGGUAACCUUUCUUGUUCGUUUCUUUAACUGCCAUGAAAUCAAGGACAAAGGCAUAAUAAAAUUUCGUGUAUCUGGACUAUUCCUAUUGUUAAUUAAGUUUCCUUGUGAUAAAGAAGAAGAAGAAGACAUCUAUUAUAUAAUGUUUCUUUCUUCUGGUUGGAGGGUAGGAAAAUUAUUGAGUUACUUUAUUUCAUUUUUGUAUCGAUGGAUGGGAGAUAUUUGGAUACAACAUUAGUUAUAAGGGUGUUAACGAUUGAUAAGAAUGACUGGAGAGAUAGAAUUGAUCAUGUACAAACCCAUAGUGGGAUAAACACUUUAGUAUAUUGUUGUUCUUAUCCUGGCUGAAUAUAAAAGAGGAUUUUGAUUUAGAACUUCUCAACAAAAUCUUGGCUUUACAGUUGUGUGCUCCAUCAUAAUCACAUUGAGCCUGUUAUGGAUUGUAUUCAUCACAAUAUACACGUAGGGAAGUUUAAUGUUCACUUACAGUCUGGAAAAACCAAACGAUAUUCACACAGGUCCAGUGUUCCUCGCCAAGUGCAGGCCAAGUGAUGCAUUGAACAUAUCAACAUCAAAGAACUGAAAAUGGUCGUUAUUAAAAAGGAACCUCCAGCAAGACAGGUUAAAAGCCUACAGAACUUUUGCAAAAACUGGAACUUUUAUAUCUAUUGGACUGCUAGAAUUUGAGAAACCAUAUUCUGAAUAUAUUGCACGAGUUUUCACUUUGAUACAACGAGAGUAUGUUCUCAUUGGAGCAAUUCAAUUUUGGUGGGGUUCCAGAUAACCGUAUGUUUUUGAAGGGAUUUGACGGUGAGGAAGAACGAAUCACAGGAAAGCAGAUCCAUUUGUACCAAAACGAAGGCGAGAGAGAAAUGCGGGGCAUUGAUUCAUUUCCCUCUGACUUCGGUUUUUAUGUGGAUAACACAGCUGACGAUGGACUUCUAUGGUCCAACUUUCAGCAAGAAUAUCAGCAGCACCAAUUGUUUUCAGAUCUUGGGAUUUCGGAUGAAAUAGUACCCCCUCCACUGCAACCAAGUUAUGAAGAGCUUGCAAAUCUGUCCGAUGUUCGGAUUGGAAAUCAUGGGCUUGAUGAACCCAAGGAGAAAAACUCCUUUUCAAUUCCUCUAACCUCGCUUGGAAUCUUGAAGAACCAUGGAAGUGGGUUCAGACGAUUGACUGGGGAGAAGACGAAAGUGCCAAGCAAUGGCACCACAUGGACAAAGCCUGAGACACGGGUGAUGGGUGGCCAAAAAUUAUCAACUGUAGAUGUUUUACGUCUAGCUGGAGAAAGGUUCAUCCAAUCUCCUUCCCAAGGGGCUGGUGAUCUCUCCAUUCUAAGCCAUCCCUUUGGUAGUUCAUUCUUUAAUCUCUCUGAUAGUGAGACUAAAGAUGUAGAACUAGUACAGAAUCUUCUAUCUUCAGCUGAGAAAAUAGGCCAGCAACAGUAUGACCGUGCAAGCAAACUCCUCAGUCUAUGCGAUGAUUUGUCCUCUGAUGCCGGAAACCCUGUUGAAAGAGUGGUUUACUAUUUCUCUAAAGCUCUUCGAGAGAAGAUUGAUCUGGAAACAGGAAGAAUCACGUCUAAGGGUUUAGGGAAGAAACAAUUAUCAGAUCUUGAGGGUCUAAUGGUGAGGGCCAACUCUGCCACAGUUGGAUUUCAUGAAAAGGUGCCCUUCUCUCAAAUCUGCCAAUUCACUGGAAUUCAAGCUAUCAUAGAACAUGUAGCAGAAGCAAAAAAGAUCCAUUUCAUAGACCUCGAUCUCAGGACUGGAGUGCAUUGUGCGGUCUUGAUGCAAGCUCUUGCAAGUCGGUCUCAAUGCAGUGUUGAGCUUCUCAAGAUAUCUGCUGUUGCAACGAACUCAAAAUCAACAGUUGAGGAGACAAGUGAACGAUUGAAAUGUUUUGCUCGCACCAUUAACUUGCCCUUCUCUUUCAGUUUAGUAAUGGUUUCAGACAUGCUAGAUCUGAAACCAGAUCUUUUCCCUCUAGAAGAUGAGGAAGCAGUUGCAAUUAAUGCAAGAUAUUGUUUAAGGGCCAUGCUUCCAAUGCCGGAUCGCCUAGAAUCUCUGAUGAGAGUGCUCAGAAAUAUAAACCCACGUAUAAUGGUGGUUGCAGAAGUUGAGGCAAGUCAUAAUUCACCUGUCUUUGUGAACCGUUUCAUCGAAGCUCUUUUCUUCUUUGGUGCUUACUUUGAUUGUCUAGAAGACUGUAUGGACUGUAACGAUCCAGACAGAAAAACUGCAGAAUCAGUGAACUUCAAUCAGGGAAUCCGGAAUAUUAUAGCUGCUGAAGGAGAGCAGAGGAUAAACCGGAAUGUGACUAUAAGUGUGUGGAGGGCGUUCUUUGCUCGGUAUGGGAUGGUGGAGGAAGAACUGAGCACAUCGUCGUUGUAUCAAGCGAGUCUGGUGAUUAAGAAUUUUGCUUCUGGUAGUUCUUGCACAUUACAUAUGGAUGGCAAAUGCCUGAUUGUAGGAUGGAAGGGAACACCACUCCAUUCUCUUUCUGCUUGGAAAUUUAUAUGAAAGGGACCAAAUCAAGGUACGUGGUGUUUGAGUGGUGGGCUUAAGCCCCAUAUAUUGAUGCCUCAACAACUGCGUCUUUGUACAGAGCAGAAUAGCUGCAAUAGUCGCUCAUGUCUGUCUCAUGCUGCACCUUUAGUCUUAUUUUUUACAUUGAAAUGGUCUUGUUAAAAGGUUGCUUUUGUUGUUUUGCUAAUCAUGUUGUGCAAGGGCUGUACUGUAUUGAGUAUGGUGCCAGCCAUCAGGCACGAUCAUUCCUUGAUGGUUGUUCUUUUGAUUCCUCGGGUUUGGAAACCACAUGGCUCUGCCUCUCUGCCCAACAGGGUAAAUAAUAUAAUAUAAACCCCUUUUUUUAUUUGGGUUAUUUUUAUGAACUUCCUUGUUAUUGAAUUUGGCACCAUAAAUGCCUACCACUUGUUUUCUUUU
This is a messenger RNA of Diospyros lotus (date-plum), 3259 nucleotides long. Its product is annotated as DELLA protein RGL2-like. Gene Ontology annotation, cellular component: nucleus. The transcript has 2 exons. The record is from RefSeq and is a predicted model, not a curated record. Gene Ontology annotation, biological process: regulation of DNA-templated transcription. Bases 1055 to 2836 code for a protein of 593 amino acids. NCBI's taxonomy places the organism in Eukaryota, Viridiplantae, Streptophyta, Magnoliopsida, Ericales, Ebenaceae. Gene Ontology annotation, molecular function: sequence-specific DNA binding; DNA-binding transcription factor activity.